This is a messenger RNA of Saccharomycopsis crataegensis, 573 nucleotides long. It is a transcript of the gene SAR1, whose product is annotated as Arf family GTPase SAR1. Gene Ontology annotation, molecular function: GTP binding; GTPase activity. NCBI's taxonomy places the organism in Eukaryota, Fungi, Ascomycota, Saccharomycetes, Ascoideales, Saccharomycopsidaceae. Gene Ontology annotation, cellular component: endoplasmic reticulum exit site; COPII vesicle coat. Gene Ontology annotation, biological process: membrane organization; intracellular protein transport; vesicle organization. The transcript has 2 exons. The record is from RefSeq and is a predicted model, not a curated record. Bases 1 to 573 code for a protein of 190 amino acids.
AUGUGGAUUUUCAAUUGGUUUCAAGACAUUUUGGCCUCUUUAGGUUUGUGGAACAAGAAUGCUAAGUUGUUGUUCUUGGGUUUGGAUAAUGCUGGUAAGACCACCUUGUUGCACAUGUUGAAAAAUGAUAGAUUGGCCACCCUUAACCCAACCUGGCACCCAACUUCCGAAGAACUUACUAUCGGUUCCAUCAAAUUCACCACCUUCGAUCUCGGUGGUCACGAGCUUGCCAGAAGAUUGUGGAAGGAUUAUUUCCCAGAAGUUGAUGGUAUUGUGUAUUUAGUCGAUGCUGCUGACUCCACCAGAUUUGAAGAAAGUAAAGUUGAAUUGGACCACUUGUUGGCCAUUGAAGAGUUGCAAAAGGUCCCAUUCUUGAUUUUGGGUAACAAGAUUGACUCUCCAAACGCUGUUUCAGAAAACGAAUUAAGACAAGCUAUGGGUCUCUACAGCACCACCGGUAAGGGUAAGGUUCCAUUGGAUGGUACCAUCAGACCAAUCGAAUUAUUCAUGGUUUCCGUCGUCAUGAGACAAGGUUAUGGUGAAGGUAUCAGAUGGUUGUCCCAAUAUAUUUAA